Molecule: messenger RNA, 1164 nt
Organism: Rotaria sp. Silwood1
Lineage: Eukaryota; Metazoa; Rotifera; Eurotatoria; Philodinida; Philodinidae
Source: the annotation of a GenBank genome assembly
AUGUUAGAUGAUGGUGGUCAAAUAUUGCGAAAUGCUACAACAUUGAGUGUUAUAUUGAACAUUCCUGUUCGAGUUAAAAAUAUUCGAGCAGGAAGAUCACAAGGUGGAUUACGACCACAACAUUUAACUAGCAUUCAACUUUUAGCAGAAUUUUCUGAAGCAAAACUUGAUCAUGCAAAUAUUGGUACAACAGAUAUUCAAUUUACACCAAAAACAAUUAAAGGUGGAAAUUAUGUAGGUGAUACAAAAACAGCUGGGAGUAUAUGUUUAAUGAUGCAAACUGCUAUUCCAUGUUUACUUUUUGCUAAUGGACCAUCUGAAUUGAAAUUACUAGGAGGUACAAAUACUGAAUUUGCACCCGAUAUUGAUUAUUAUAAACUUGUGUUUCAACCAAUAGCCAAACGAUUUAAUUUUAAUUUUGAUUUAAAUAUAAUGCGAAGAGGUUAUUAUCCGAAAGGUGGAGGUGAUGUGAGAAUCAGUAUUAAUCCAAUUGAUCAUCUAACAGCUAUUGAUCUAACUGAUUUUGGACAGAUCAAAAGAUUUUUUGGUCGAUCUUUUGUUGCUGGUAAUCUUCCCAAACAGAUUGCUGAUAAAAUGGCUGAAGCAGCUAAAAAUUUAAUACAUAAACACUAUUCAACAGAAAUUCCGAUAGAAAUUGAAGUUGUUCAAGAACCGAAUAAUAUAGCUAUUGGAACAGCUAGUGGUAUCAUGAUUGGUGCAGAAACAACGACAGGUUGUUUACUUGCAGCAAAUGCAUUAGGUAAACGAGAUAUAUCACCAUCGGAUGUUGGAAUACAAGCAACAGAAGAAUUACUCAAAGAUUUAUCUCAUGAAGCAUGUGUUGAUCGAUAUUUAGAAGAUCAAUUAAUUCUUUUAAUGGCUCUUGCUAAAGGUCAUUCAAAAAUUCGAUGUGGACCAUUAUCUGAUCGUACUAAGACAGCAAUUUAUGUUGUUGAACAUUUAACUAACGUUUGUUUUAUUUCAAAAAAUGUUUAUCAAAUAUUUUUUUUGUUGUUUGUUACUAUACGUUAAAUUCAAAAUUAUUGAAAUUCCAUCAUCAAAAACAGACGAUAAAUCGCAUUUAACAACACUACAAGCAUCAACAUCUUCAUUGAAUAUAUCAAAUUCUACAACUAUUAUUGAAUGUGAAGGUUUAGGAUAUCA